CAACCUAAAGCCACCGUCAGGCGCGCGACAUGCUGGGGGCUGAUGGUCCUGGUCUGUUUCCCAUCUGCGUCUCUGGCAUCGAUUCACCGACCUGUUGCUGGACAGGCUGUGCAUGACAGGCAGCUGCCCUCGCCCGCCUAUUCGUUUCCAUCGUUCGCAGCCAGUAGCACCUUUCAUCCUCCAGAAGAGCUGGCUUAACGGCUAUCCUUUCACCCGCGGUUUUGCGAUUAAAGCAGGUAAUCACUACCGCCAUGUCCGAGGAGGUUGAAGGAACUAGGACUUUGGAGGAACAGCAGGAAAUGGAGGACAAAGUAGUCAGUCCAGAAAAAGCUGAGGAGGCCAAACUGAAGGCCAGGUAUCCAAACCUGGGAGCCAAGCCUGGAGGCUCCGACUUGCUGAGGAAAAGACUUCAGAAGGGGCCAAAGUAUUUUGACUCUGGUGACUACAACAUGGCCAAGGCAAAAAUGAAGAAUAAACAGUUGCCAUCAGCACCAACAGAGAAGGCUGAGAUCACAGGGGGGCACAUCCCAACACCCCAGGAUCUGCCUCAGAGAAAGACUUCAAUUGUGGCCAGCAAACUGGCUGGUUGAUGGUUUCAUGUUUACGUUUGGUUACCAUUCCCGCACCCACUUUAUAUCUACCUGCUGUUAUUGGUUUUGUUCGUUUUCCACCUUUCUUUGUAUUCUCAAAGAACAAGUUAUGUACCAAGCCAAAUUCUUGACAACACGUGGCACUGAAUUGUUAUUGGGUUAAAUCAAACAAACGGAAGUAGCUGAAAAAGUUUCUCAAGAUCUUAAAAGACUGAAUGGUGAUUGAUUAUAAAGUUGUUGGUAACUCGCAUGGCAUUUUCACUUUUAAGGAUAUAUGUCUCCAUCCAAAUUGCUUGUAUAACAGAAGUUAAGCGCCCGUGCAGAGGAAUCUGGUUCUGCCAUAUUACUCAUAAUUACAGGGGCAAAAAUACUUGAAUUACGACCAUGGACAGUUUGCAUUGGUGUAUGUAUGUAGAAGUGUGAUUUACAAAUAUGACUUGCACUUAGCAAUGCAGUCUUCAGCUGCUCACAUGGAGGCAUAUCUGUUUUAAAUGGUGAAAAGUGAUGCAAUCUUGCUUUUUUUUUUCUAAUCCUUUAUUAUUUGGGCCCCCUCCUUUGUCUCUGAAGCUUUGAUUCCGUGCUUUCAAAGUACUGACAAUUAGAACACACAUACACCUUAUAGCCAGCUGUAUUCUAAUUCAUUUUAGUGGCAUUGGUUUGCAAGGACCUGCUGCUAGUGUCCAUCUCAUCAUAACCUCUAAAAUGGCCUUAAAAGUAAUGCACCGUUGUUCCUCUUGAGCAAUAUUUGCUCCCUCAGUGAGAAUCUUCGUUAUGAAUUUUGCCUGAGAUGUCUGUCACUGUCUGACUGGAAUCACUUAGGAUUUUAUGGGAAGAAACUCCAAUGUCAUGUCUGGAGUGUACAUGUGCAUUUACUGUGCAGUCAUACUGUGCCAUUUGUUUUGUAAAUAAAAUAGUUUUGCAUAAUG
Molecule: messenger RNA, 1516 nt
Organism: Gasterosteus aculeatus aculeatus (three-spined stickleback)
Lineage: Eukaryota; Metazoa; Chordata; Actinopteri; Perciformes; Gasterosteidae
Product: cAMP-regulated phosphoprotein 19
Cellular component (GO): cytoplasm
Molecular function (GO): protein phosphatase inhibitor activity
Source: RefSeq, a predicted model, not a curated record